Pestalotiopsis fici W106-1 is the source of this 711-nucleotide messenger RNA. RefSeq lists its product as uncharacterized. NCBI's taxonomy places the organism in Eukaryota, Fungi, Ascomycota, Sordariomycetes, Amphisphaeriales, Sporocadaceae. The coding region runs from base 1 to 711 and encodes 236 amino acids. The record is from RefSeq and is a predicted model, not a curated record. The transcript has 4 exons.
AUGUAUCGAUACCUCGCUCCCGUGGCCGCGCUGUACCUCGCCGGGUCGGCGCGGGCCGAGUUUGGCAACUCGUUCUACCUAGGACCCUUUCCGGACGGCCAGGUCAUUACCAAGGCGACGUACUCCAUGGCGGCGCCCGACGUCCCGACCGGCUAUGAUAGCUCCGACUCGAGCCUGUGGCUGUCGGUAUGGGUCGGCGUCCAGCCCCAGUCCGACGACGAGGACAAUGAGAACCUCGUCCAGCCCCUGCUCAACUGGUGCCUUGAUAACGAGUCCUGUGGCUGUGCUGCUGAUGAGGACCAGUGGUGCGCGGCCGCCAACACGUAUACGCCUUCUGGCCAGGAGGGUGAGGAUUACGUCGUGGUGCCUACGGACGCCACACUCGAUUUUGAGAUUGCUGUCAACUCGAGCACCAAUCUGAUUGACCAGAAGAUUUGGAUCAAUGGUGAAUUGGUUUCGCAAAAGUCUGAUUCCUCUGGCAUGCAGCCCGGUGUCAUUUACAGUGCAAACGAGUGCUCCGACGCCAACUGCGGUACCCUCGCCGCCUUCAGCUGGACCAACAUGACCCUGACGCUGAGCGCCGCUGUCGACAGCAUCGAGGACUACCUCGCGCUCAAUGUAGCAACCUCCUCUGGCUUUACUACAACGGAUGGUGGCCUGACCUGGCAAGUCGAUGAGAUUAACAUGGGCACUGACACGGCCUGGAGCUAG